This is a messenger RNA of Capronia coronata CBS 617.96, 336 nucleotides long. RefSeq lists its product as uncharacterized. The record is from RefSeq and is a predicted model, not a curated record. Lineage: Eukaryota; Fungi; Ascomycota; Eurotiomycetes; Chaetothyriales; Herpotrichiellaceae. The coding region runs from base 1 to 336 and encodes 111 amino acids. Gene Ontology annotation, molecular function: dipeptidase activity. The transcript has a single exon.
AUGACUUCACCAGCCCGGCUCGCUCUAACUAUCAAUGACAGAUCUUUCUCAAAUCCGGAGCUGGCAUACGAGGAAGCCACAGCACACGAUACGCUCGUUGAAGCAUUGCAAAUAGAGAGAGUGCGAGCCACGCCACAUGCAUAUGGGAUCCCGACUGCCUUGGAGGCGGAAUUUGGAUCUGGGGGAAGAGUGUUGACGUUCAACACGGAAUAUGAUGCUCUUCCAGGAAUCGGGCAUGCCUGUGGCCACAACCCCAUCUCGACAUCGAACAUCUCGGAGGCUUUGCUGAUCUUCGACCGAACCUUCCAAUCUGCCAGGCGUUUCAAGAUGCAAUGA